AUGCUCCUGAUCUGUAUCAUGUUUCGUUACAUUCGUUCCUCCCCCAAAUUUAAAUCUCAAACGUUCAGUACAUUCUUGCGCACUCUUUUCUUCAUAUAUGGCAGUUGUCAGCUAUUAGUAGCAACCUUAGGUGUUAGCCAAUAUAACAAUCUAAAUGAGUAG
Molecule: messenger RNA, 162 nt
Organism: Rodentolepis nana
Lineage: Eukaryota; Metazoa; Platyhelminthes; Cestoda; Cyclophyllidea; Hymenolepididae
Source: the annotation of a GenBank genome assembly